Schistocerca gregaria is the source of this 957-nucleotide messenger RNA. RefSeq names its product adenylate kinase 7-like. Bases 1 to 957 code for a protein of 318 amino acids. The transcript has 5 exons. NCBI's taxonomy places the organism in Eukaryota, Metazoa, Arthropoda, Insecta, Orthoptera, Acrididae. The record is from RefSeq and is a predicted model, not a curated record.
AUGGUAUCUCAGAAACCACUUUGCUUUAACUCAUCUUACUUAAGAAAUUUUCCUGUAGUUGAGGCACCGAAUGUUUGGUAUAGCCUCUUUGCCCUAAAACACGUUUGUUCCUACGUUGCAUACAUUGAGUACGUAUGCAGCAUUGUUGUACAAGUCGAUGUAAGUUUGAGUUUGCUGCAGUUUCCUAGAAGUGUAAUAAUGGAGGAGGAAAAGUUAGAUGAAUCAAGCGUUUUUUCAUCAUCGGAGGAUUAUUCGUUGGACAGUCCUUUGGAACCAUCUCCGAAACAUUUAAAUUUAGAUGAACUAUUUGGCUUUAGCGCGGCUCGUAGAAAACUCGAAGAAAAGAAACGACUGGUUCCUGAAGAACCAAAGUUUUUCCCGCACAGAGCUUUCAUAAACAACGUCGACAUUUUCAAUGCGAAAUAUAUUAGUGCGCACUUGGCUAGCCAGAUUGUUGGUGGUACAAAAGCACAGGAUGAGGAAGAGGAGGAAGAAGAAGAACCUGAAGCUGAAGAAGAUGAGCUGGGGUUAGAGGAAAGUGAUGAAAAUGCAGCAAAAAAGGAGAAGGUGAAACCAGAACCGAGCUAUUAUGAAGUGGUUGCAACACUGAAGUAUAAAGAUCACACACCACCAGAGGAAGUGAAGGAAAUUAUAAAGGAGGCUCCAAUGAGCCCACAAUUUUUAGAAAAAGUUAUGAAAUGUGGAUUCAUAAUAUAUGAUAUUUCAGUGGACUCAAGUCAAAUCAGUGAUGCAAUGUGGACAUUGAAAGCCAUCGAAAAGGAAUUAGAAGCAUUCCAUGAGAAAACUCCAUUGGCUUUCUCGAGUAUGCAAGACAUCCGACACUUCAUUCUUUUGUCUACAGUAAUGACAUGGGCACUCACAAAGCCAGUGGAUCCUGUUCCUAGCCUUUUCUUCUGUCAGUUGAAUGAUAAGUUAACAAACCAAGUAGCUCUUUAA